UGGACUGCUGAUUAUACUGACUCACACUUCUGCAGCAGUCUGCGUCUCCUCAUCGCGACGGUCGCAACUCAUUUUGCUGUGGUUGCGGGCAGCUCUCGGAGCACGCCGGCAGAGAACCAGAGCACCACCCGAACCAGAGCCGUUGUGAUGGAGCUGUGACCGCGGCCGCUGGAGCACACUGGUGGAGCAGACUGGAGAAGCAGACCAGUGGAGCAGACCGGAGGAGCAGACCGAAGGAGCAGACCAGAGUAGCAGACCAGAGUAGCAGACCAGAGGAGAAGACCGGACGAGCAGUCCGGACGAGCAGACUGGACGAGCAGAGAUGCUGAGCCCGGCGGUGCUGCGGGGGUCCCUGUUUCUCAUUAUCUUCUGCUCCCACCCUGGAGCCCCCUCCAUUACCACAAGGUUUCCGACCAUCAGAGACAAGACGUGGAGAGGUCAAAGAUCAUGCCCGCUGGUCCUGGCCCCUCCCCCUCCCCUCUUCCCUCCGUUCUCACGCAAAGAAGAGCUAAUGGUUGACAUAACGGAUCAGAUAACGGGACUCAACGGAGACAAGGGCUGCAGGGGGACCAGAGGACAACAGGGUAAGCCUGGACCCUCAGGGUCUCCUGGAGAGACAGGGUCACCUGGAUCGAUGGGACCCCCCAUGAAGGGGAAAAGGGGGGAGCGAGGUUGGAGAGGACUCUAUGGAGACGUAGGGACACCUGGAUUCAUCAAGGGAAGGGCUGGAAACAAGGGAGCCACGGUGAGUACUACUGACAGACAACUGACGGACAGACGAUAGACAGACAGACAGACAGACAGACAGACAGAGAAAUGACAGACAGACUGACAGGCGCGAGACAGAUGACAGACAGACAGACAGAAAGACAGAGGAGAGACAGAUUACGGUCAGACAGCCUGUGUUGUCCUCGUGUCCUCCUCAGGGGGUGAGGGGGAGACC
Messenger RNA from Gadus macrocephalus (Pacific cod), 943 nucleotides. RefSeq names its product acetylcholinesterase collagenic tail peptide-like. Bases 323 to 784 code for a protein of 153 amino acids. The transcript is spliced from 8 exons. NCBI's taxonomy places the organism in Eukaryota, Metazoa, Chordata, Actinopteri, Gadiformes, Gadidae. The record is from RefSeq and is a predicted model, not a curated record.